UUCUACCAUUUUGAGUUUUGAAACUUUACUGCUUGCUCACAGGAAAAAAAAACUUAUCAUCUUCUUGUUGUAAAUUUACCGAGAGAGAGAAAAGGGAAGAGACAAGCCAGGAUCCGGGCAUAGCUGUACAGAUCCCCACACUCCAAAAGGAACCCUAAUCAUGCCUCCAGGUGCUAAGAAAAGGAAAGCUGCAAAGAAAAAGCAGCAACAACAAGAAGCAUCUUCUCCUCAAACCAAUCUCAUACCCACCACCAACCAUGAUUCGAGGGAAGAAGAUGCUGUCAGAACCGACAAGGAUACUGAUGAGCGUAUAGAGAUCACUGAUUCAAGCCGUGAUCGUGACAAGAAGAACUCUAGCAGUAGCAGUAAUAGCAGCAGCAGCAGCAGCUCGGAUGAUGAAUCCGGUGAAGUUAAGAAGAAGGAGAGUGGUGAAUCUGUUUCUGAAGCUGUUACUGUGAGUUCUGUGCCAAACCAACCUAUUCCAAUAGCUGGAGAUGCUCCUUUCAUGGGGUCUACUGCUAAUGUGAUUGUCGAGAGUAUCGGUUUGAUGGAUUCAACUACUCCUCCUAGUGGUACACUUACCUCAGACGAGAGUUCUCUUGCAUCUGAUGAGGUUAAGCAGGCGUCUUCAAGUGCAACCACCACUGCUAAAAAAGAAACUGAGGGAAAAACUUCGACUCUUGUUCCUGAAGGCAGCAAGGAGUCUGGAGCUACCAGUUCUCAUGAAGAAGAGGCUUCCGUGCUACCAAUGCAUGGAGUUGCGCAAAGAACCUCAUGGUUAAGUUGUUGUGGCUUGUUUGAUGUGGUCACAGGAUCCAGUAGAUAAACUCAGAAACAGUGUUUCCUUCGUGAGCUCAGAAGUGUUAUCACAGCUAAGGAUUCUCGGUUUUCUAUAUCAGGUUACCUGUGAAAAUUCAGUUACUUGAUGAAUAGUCUUAAGGCAGGCUUGUCUGUAGUUUCUGCUCUUUAUAUAAGUGGCUCUCUUCCCUUUUGCUCUGUUCGAUUCCUUGCUGUUGUUUUUGUUCUCUCAGGUUCUGAGACUUUGAGACAGUUGUUGGCCAAUUUAUGUAUGAUUAUUAUUUCUCUAGAGAAUGAGCUAACAAUAUAUUUAACAAUAA
This is a messenger RNA of Brassica oleracea var. oleracea, 1118 nucleotides long. Its product is annotated as nucleolin 2. NCBI's taxonomy places the organism in Eukaryota, Viridiplantae, Streptophyta, Magnoliopsida, Brassicales, Brassicaceae. The transcript has 4 exons. The record is from RefSeq and is a predicted model, not a curated record. The coding region runs from base 161 to 826 and encodes 221 amino acids.